Molecule: messenger RNA, 300 nt
Organism: Oppiella nova
Lineage: Eukaryota; Metazoa; Arthropoda; Arachnida; Sarcoptiformes; Oppiidae
Source: the annotation of a GenBank genome assembly
GCAGCUCCUCAUCAGAUGAGCCCUUAUUCGAGGAGCCAAUCGCACCGACCCUUUCAUUGGGUGAGAGGAUCGCGUGGGUUAAGACAUCCGGCCCUGAGUUCGGCGCCGUUCGAUGGAUCGGACGAAUGCCUCAAAUCACGACCGACUGGACAGUUGGCGUGGAGUUUGACAACUGCAUCGGUUCGGGCGAUGGCACUGUCGACGGGCGCCGGUAUUUCGUGGCGAAAGAAAAUUUCGCGAAAUUCCUUCCGCUCUCAUCGCUCACUAAAGUGGAUAACUAUGCCGGAAGACCCCGAUCUG